Molecule: messenger RNA, 4128 nt
Organism: Anopheles coustani
Lineage: Eukaryota; Metazoa; Arthropoda; Insecta; Diptera; Culicidae
Gene: cue
Product: protein cueball
Exons: 4
Coding region: 328-2355 (675 amino acids)
Source: RefSeq, a predicted model, not a curated record
UGCGGAGCAGAUGGUUCAAGUGUGUUGUGCUGAAUUGUGUAAUGCGUGAAUUGUGUUUAUAGCACGAACUGGCCAUCCGCUCGCAGAAUAUCGCUAUCCUACUAUUUGUGCUGCAAAAUUGUGCAAACAGUAGCAGCCAGGAACAAUUAGUGGUAGUGGUGUGUUGUGAAACGGGCGGCAAUCUUGUGACCUCGUGCGCCACGACAGUGGUGUAACCAGUGUGUCUUGUGCAAGCAGACACCGGUAGCAAAAGGAAAAUCUAGUAACUGGCUAGUAAUUCGACACCGGAAUCAGCAUUAAACCGCGCCGUUUGCAUCCUUGUACAAGAUGGCCCACAGGAUAUUGGGCUGGUUGGCGCUUCUAUCGUGCUACGGUUAUGUCAUAGCAGCCAAAUGGGAGGCUGCGGUGACGACAGACAACGGCAUUCUGUUUUUCGAUUCAAACUGGCAGAAGAUAUCGUCUGCCGCCCAUCAGUACACCCGCCUCUCGGCGUUUGCGUACGACGAGGUGCUCGGCAAGCUGUACUUUAGCGAUCUUAAUGAUCCGGAGUAUCGGGUCUGUGCGUUGGAAUAUGACGAUCAGGGACACGAGAAUCAUAAGGUAACGAAGCUGUUGCCGUAUUCUCCCGAAACCACCGCCAUCGGUGGUAUGGCCUUUGAUCAUCUAGAGAGAAAGCUGUACUGGACGGAGAAAACCACCCACAAGAUUUAUUCCAUCGAGAUCGAUCCCCUGCUAGACGGAGCCGCCCGUCGAAACCAGGGCGAAGGCAAUGUCACUUUCCCCUUGCCGCAAACAGUGGCCACCGUCGAGUUGGAUGAUGAGCUGGCCGGGAUGGCUAUCGACGAGUGCCGACGACACUUGUACUGGACCAACUCCUACUUAAGAAGAUCCAACAUCGUUCGGGCGGCAAUGAAUGGAAGCAUCCUCAAUACGCACGAGAAAGGUGUGUACCAGCCGCGGGGUAUCACGAUCGAUCACUAUCGCAAUCGGCUCUACUGGGUGGAGAAAAAGUACGGCCGACGAUACAACAUCGAGAGUACUGAUCUUGAAAUAACCAAUUUGACAACACUGAUUUCUGACCUCGACCGGCAUCCGGUGGACAUCGCCGUCAGUAACGCGUUCGUGUACUGGACCGAUCAGGAGAACAACGACAUUUACGAAACGGCCAAGAACUCGUCACAGCAAACGCGCAGCGUCUAUCACGGAGAGCAUCCGUCCGCGGUGAUUUUACGUGCGAACCUACUGCUGGAGCACCAGAAAAAUAACCCAGACUGCGCCGGCGUGAUCGAAAGCAUUCUCGAGAAAAUGGAAAAGCCCAAAUCGAGUGACGACCUGCGCAAGAAGCAACAGCCCAGUGAACAGAAUCAGGUGAUCGUGUGCCUUAACAAUGGGACGUUGAAUCCCAACACGCGUUCCUGCAUCUGCAAAUCGACGUACACGGGCAAGUUCUGUGAGACCGAUGUCUGCCAAAACCUCUGCCUGCAUGGUCGCUGCGUCAUGGGACGGGACAAUCAACCGCGUUGCGAGUGCGAGUCCCCUUACGAGGGCACUCGUUGCGAUCAGAAACCGUGCGAUGGGUUCUGUCUGAAUGGUGGGCUGUGCCAGUCAAAGAAUGCGACCGAACGAUCCUGUCAGUGCGAUAACACCGACUUUACUGGACCCCGGUGUGAGAUUCCCAUCUGUAGCAAGGAUUACUGCUUCCAAGGCGAGUGUUAUGUGGACCAGGAUAAGCAACCCAAGUGUCGCUGCCCCCCGGGCUACCGGGGAAAGCGGUGCGAGGAGAACAGCUGCAAUAAUCACUGCAUGAACGGGGGCAACUGUACGCUUAACAACGAAACCGUGCCAGAAUGCCAGUGUGGGGAUGAGUUUACUGGCAAGCGCUGUGAGAUACCGGUCCGCAUCUGCGAGCAUCCUCAGUGGAAACAGCAGUGCUUGGACACUACCAAAACAUUGCCCCCGAUGGAACCGAAAGUAACGUACUGUAAGGAAUCGUUCAACCGAACGGUCGUAUAUACCUCGCUCUGUUUCACCGUGUCGUUCGUGUUGCUGCUCAUUAUCGUCCUUACCGUACACCGUAUGAUGAAACCGCCGAGACCACGCAUCACCAAAAAGAUGGUUGUCACACCGAUGACCUCUCGUCCGCCGACGACGCAGUGCGAGAUUACUAUAGAGAACUGUUGCAACAUGAACGUCUGCGAAACGCCCUGUUUCGACACGAAGCUAUUGAAAAAUUCCCCAAAGAAGGAUGACAAAGUAUACCUGCUGGAAGACAUCGAAGAUGUGGGUGGCUCCUACCGAAAGCUACAUAAUUGCGACGAUGGUAGUGAAAAGUUUAACGGCAGCGUUUGCAAAUGAGACUUGCGGGAACUCAUCGUUAACCUAAUUGCCUUCCAACGCCACUGGCAGACUUUCUACGGUCGACCAAAGGCGCAAAAGUCUGAAGCCAGUGGAAUUCUGAAGCGGAAAAACGAUUGAAUCGAACCGAUCGACCGCCAACCCGAUUUGUAGGAAGCCUCCCAGCGAACACGUCCCUCAAAGGUCGCUCGGAGCGCGAGAGAAGAGGCAAGAUCGAUAGUCGUAGUAAAUGAAUGCCGUACCGUUGCCGUGCAAAUAUUCCGCAUGAUAAAUGUGCCUGCUUUUGGGCCACCGACUCGCGACCAGUUUUGCGCAGCACGUGGGCGAUAAAGACAACCAACAACACACUGCCACGGAGAUCAUCUAUAAGCUGCAUUCGGUCCGCACUUGCCAAUACACUGGGGUUGCGUUUCUAGAUACAAAAGUUUGCGGGUUGGCCACUUUGCCGUGGCGUUACUUAAUGGACAGGCAAAUCAGCAACAAACACAGCCUUUAAAUAGACCCUUUGCGCUGCUACAAGAUUCAAGAGGGAUAUUUCGCUGGAAGUUAUUUAUUUUAUGGAAAACGGGCGUAUAAUUUCAUUUUUUCUCUUCAGCAAUCGCUUCAGUUGAAUUUGUCUUGAAUUAGAAAAGUAGUACAAAUAGUUUGCCUCACAUCUUCCGUAUGAUAAAUAUCAAUACAGGCUGGCGUAACCACAUUCUCAGCGUACUUACGUACAGUGCAGUGUCUAAAAUGACAGGUACCUAAUCUUAUCGCCACAAAUGUGAGCGGUACGGCCACUAUCCCAGCAAGUUCCUGUAUAUGUGUAAUAAGCCAUAGGAGAUAGUUCAUGCCUCAUAAUAUGCCAUAGCUUUCUACCAUUCAUUUUUGUUUCGUAGAAUAAUUUCACCUGAGGCUGCUACGUAUGUACAUGUGCACGCGUACAUAAGCGGGGCGUCAUCGAAGGGGUCAGUUUACUUAAUCACCGGUAGAAGCCACGCAGCCAAGCUGCUCUGCCCUGCUCGUUCCUGACUGUCCGUUGCAUGAAGCGUGUCGGUUGUACAUUAUCUAAACUUAAGCAUACCUCUGCUCAAACAAAAGCAAGGUCCAAACCAAGCAUAUUUCAUUACCUUUCCAUGUGCACGCCCUGAACGGCUUUUUCGUUUUCGAAAGUCAGGAAAAAUAUUGUACUUCAUCUCACCAUUUGUUUCAUUUGUUUCUGCGUACUACACAUGUGUUUGGCUUCUCGUAAUUUAUUUACUUAAUUUUUAGUUACCCAUUUUGAAGCUUCCUGAUGAAAAUCUUUGCCGCAUGUGUGAUGUGUGUUUUCUAAUGGCUGAAAACAGCUUUAGGCGAGUAACAACAACUGCACGGUCUCGAGUCCAAAAACAUAGGGAAAACAAAUGUAAACCGGUCUUCGAACCCUCAGCGAGGUGGUGUUGCGAUCGGGCGGAUACUUCGGUCAUAAGUUGGGACGAAAAUCAAACAACAGCAAAAAGCAAGAAUGCCCUUAGACAUGCAAUGAAACAGAUCUAACGCAAGGCAUUGCCUCACUAUUGGAAUGUUUAGUUUAUGGAAUAGUGGUAUAAUGGAAACUUAAAUGUUUACACUUGUAAAACGAAACCAACAAAUGAUCAUAUGAAUUGUGAUUCAGAAGGAGAAACCAUAGGUCUAAUAUCCACAUGAGAGUAUGUGAUAUUAGAUAAGUUUAUAGUUCAAAAUGAACAACUUUAUAGGUGUACAUUGAAGGGAAACGAAAAGCACUAGUAGCAAUAUUUUCAAAAAAGACUUAUU